AUGCUGAAACCGGCAGCAUGCCUGAACCGACGCCUGAACUGCCUCACCUCGGGCUCCGACACGACAGUCCGCUCAUCCGUCCACUUCCUGGAAAGACUGAAAGGGCUGCAAAUUGACACAGACGAGGUCAUGGUGUCGUUCGAUGUAACCUCGCUUUUCACCUCGAUCCCGAAGGAUUUGGCAAUUGAAACUGUCAGCGACCUCCUCGACGACCAAUACACGGAGGCAAACAAUACUCCGAAGCGGGGACACCUUGUCCAACUGCUUAAAUACUGCCUCCAAACAUUCUUCACAUUUGAAGGGACGGUAUACGAGCAAAUCAAAGGUACGCCGAUGGGCUCACCACUAUCCGGUUUCAUCGCUGAAGCUAUUCUUCAAAGAUUAGAGACGUCGGUGUUCGCAACAUAUAAACCAAAGUUUUGGGCGCGGUAUGUGGACGACACUUUCGUCGUUCUCAAACGGGAAAUAGUACUGAAUUUUCACGCGCUACUGAACUCUGUUCUUCCCGAUAUUCAAUUCACCAUGGAGACAGAGAACAACAAUCAGAUCGCCUUUCUAGACGUUCUGGUCCAUCGCAAGGUCAACGGGAGCCUGAAAACGACGGUCUACAGAAAGGCCACUAACACGCGCCAGGUCAUGUCCUACCACAGCAAUCAUCCGCGGUGUCACAAACGAAGCUGUGUUCGAUCUCUUUACAAGAGAGUUGACACUCACUGCAGCGAACCGGCCGACAAGAUAGCCGAAUUCCACUAUCUACGGCGGAUGUUCACCUCCAACGGUUACCCCCGCAGUAUUAUUGAACGCAGUAGACUGUCCAGAACAACCAUGAAGUCAACGGCAAAUCAGCCGAAAGUCUGGCGAGCGCUGCAAUGCAUUGCGAAUGUUUCCGAGGCAGUUUCUCGUAUUUUGCAACCAUUGGGUAUCGGCAUCGCCCAUAAACCCGAAGCGAAAAUUAGACGUCUGGUCAUGAGACCAAAAACGCCCCUGCCACGAGGCGAAACCGCCAAUGUUGUCUAUCGGAUCCCGUGUACCUCCUGCGAAGCCAACUACGUUGGGGAGACUGGGAAGAGAUUGCAGACCCGCAUGGACGAGCAUGCAAGAGCGGUGAGAAGAAUGGAUCAGCUCUCGCUGGUGGCGUAA
Spirometra erinaceieuropaei is the source of this 1140-nucleotide messenger RNA. Lineage: Eukaryota; Metazoa; Platyhelminthes; Cestoda; Diphyllobothriidea; Diphyllobothriidae. The record is from the annotation of a GenBank genome assembly.